AUGAGAAGCCGUUGCGUCUGGUAUUCUCUGGCUCUCCUCUCGAUCUUGCUCUCACUCUGGAGCAGAAACGUCGACGGUAUUCAAAUAUGGGGCAUGCAGACAGGACGUGCUCCGCUCGUGGAAAAGUUCGUCUGGAAGACGCUGGACUUUGCGUAUCCGGAUCAGCGCAGCAGAGAAUUGGCGAUCAGAAACGGCGAAUACGUGCCGGAGAAUUCUCUGCCUGUGGGCAUCGAGAUUUGGAGGAACAAGCUCUUCGUCACGGUACCAAGGUGGCGCAAUGGAAUACCAUCUACAUUGAAUUACAUACAGUUGGACGUUAAUAAAAGUGGAUCGCCGCAGUUAAUACCCUAUCCGAAUUGGUCCCAGAACAGAGCUGGUGACUGCGGCAGCGGGUUGACCACCGUCUACAGGAUUCACGCAGAUGCGUGUGACAGAUUGUGGGUGUUGGACACCGGAACGAUAGGAAUCGGCGAUACCACUGUGCAAGCCUGUCCUUAUACCUUGAAUGUUUUCGACUUGAGAACGGAUAGAAUUAUAAGGCAAUACAGGCUCCGAUCGGAAGAUAUUAAUCAGAAUACCUUCAUUGCCAAUAUCGCGGUUGAUCUCGGGAAAAACGGUUGCGAUGAUGCCUUCGCUUAUAUGUCCGACGAACUCGGCUACGGUCUGAUCGUGUAUUCGUGGCAGCAAAAUACAUCCUGGCGAAUAACGCACAGUUAUUUCAUGCCGGAUCCUUUGACGGGUGAUUACAAUAUCGGAGGCUUGAACUUCCAGUGGGGAGAGGAGGGUAUUUUUGGAAUGAGCCUGUCACCGAUACAAUCAGAUGGCUAUCGAACUCUCUUCUUUCACCCUCUUAGUAGUCAUCGGGAGUUUGCGGUUUCCACGAGGAUCUUGAGAGACCAGCGAUUGGCGCAAAACAGUUAUCAUGAUUUUCAGGUUUUGCCGUCGAGAGGACCGCUUUCUCAUUGCACGGCAUCUGUGAUGGACGAGAACGGUCUUCAGUUCUUCAACCUGAUCGAUCAGAAUGCAGUCGGCUGUUGGAAUUCUAUGCUACCUUACGCGCCGAUUAAUCAAGCAGUUAUCGCCAGACACGACGAGGCUAUGAUAUUUCCAGCAGACAUUAAGGUGAAACGUGGCUUACUCUGGAUCAUAUCGGAUCGAAUGCCGAUUUUCCUGAUGUCGACGUUGAAUUACACCGAUAUAAAUUUUAGAAUUCUCACCAUGUCAGUUCAAACAGCGAUCGCAGGAACGAUUUGCGACAGUAUGCCGUUGAGAUUCAUCAGCAAUCAGAUCUGGUAAAAUUGACGGUCCAUUACAU
Messenger RNA from Nylanderia fulva, 1315 nucleotides. RefSeq names its product yellow-y (gene Y-y). NCBI's taxonomy places the organism in Eukaryota, Metazoa, Arthropoda, Insecta, Hymenoptera, Formicidae. The record is from RefSeq and is a predicted model, not a curated record. Gene Ontology annotation, cellular component: extracellular region.